Racocetra persica is the source of this 666-nucleotide messenger RNA. The record is from the annotation of a GenBank genome assembly. NCBI's taxonomy places the organism in Eukaryota, Fungi, Glomeromycota, Glomeromycetes, Diversisporales, Gigasporaceae.
AUGGAAAAUGUUUUUGGCAUCGACCUUCUCAAUGCAGCGUUUACAGCCAUAAUGCCAGGUUAUAUUUUUGCAUUAGAAAAAGAAUAUAAUGAGAGAAAAAAUUCACUUACUCAGCAAGAAGGCAACACUUACCAGCCUAUUGACGUAUAUACGUUUCAUCAAUGUACACUUGUUAAUAAAAUUGACGAACUAAAUGAAAUAUCAUCAACAUCAGAGUCAUUUGAUCAAUUAAAUAGUCAUGACUCUAUGCAAAUUUUUGUAAAAAUGUAUACUGAGGGUAUUCUAUUUGAUAAACAACGACUUAUUUUUGCCAGUAUGUCAUUAGAGGGAGAGAAACCACUUUUUCACUAUGAUAUUAUUAAGAGAUGUACAUUACAUUUAGUCUCAAAUAUUAAUGGCGGUGGAAAGUUCGAUUUCGAUUUUACAAAUAUUGAUGAUAAAGAUGAGGCAUUCAUUCGCGGUGGUGUUGAGUAUCUAAGACCAUGUGGAUGGCGAUGUUUUGCCUUAAACGUUACUGGAAAAUGGCUUGGGUAUUCAUUAAGUAAAGGAGAGAAUUUUGUUCAUGGAUAUGGUAUUUAUUCAACACCUGAUGUGAAUGUUGCUGAAUUAUACGCCAAGGAAUUUGUGCAUGGUGAAGAUAAAUAUCUAGUGAUAAUUCAAAAUCGU